Racocetra persica is the source of this 378-nucleotide messenger RNA. The record is from the annotation of a GenBank genome assembly. Lineage: Eukaryota; Fungi; Glomeromycota; Glomeromycetes; Diversisporales; Gigasporaceae.
GAGUUAGAUAAAUUAGAUGGAAUUGAAGUGCAACUGUACCCAUAUGUUAAAUUAGGCAACAGUACUGAAAACUUAGUAAAACAUUUAUGUAAAAAGCAUCGUAUAAAUCCAAAGAAUUAUAAAAAAUAUCUCGAUGAUAAUAAUGAACUAAUAGCAAUAAUUGACCAACCUGCUGAUUCAACAAAUCCUGACCUACCUUCUCUUUCACCAACACAACAAUGGGAAUUAACAAAACUUGUAGUUGAGUUUAUUGUACACGAUGUCCAACCCUUAAAUAUAUUAAGAAAUCUGUCAUUUCAUAAGCUUCUAAAUGGUUUUAAACCACAAUACCAAAUACCAUAUAGAAAAACUGUUAAAAAAUAUAUUUCUGAAGCCUAU